Molecule: messenger RNA, 3369 nt
Organism: Pungitius pungitius (ninespine stickleback)
Lineage: Eukaryota; Metazoa; Chordata; Actinopteri; Perciformes; Gasterosteidae
Gene: pdzrn3b
Product: PDZ domain containing RING finger 3b
Exons: 10
Coding region: 164-3283 (1039 amino acids)
Biological process (GO): neuromuscular junction development; protein ubiquitination
Molecular function (GO): zinc ion binding; ubiquitin protein ligase activity; protein binding
Source: RefSeq, a predicted model, not a curated record
CCAACAGUCUCGGUCAAUUAGUGGAGUUUAGACAGCGAGGAGAGCUCGCAGUCGGUCUGUGCGCGCUCCCCCAAUGACCAGCUGAAAAACGCCCCACUGCUCCGAUCACAUCUGCGGGGGUGGGGAGUCAAAAAAAAGUUUGGAUUCGGGACUUCGGGAAACAAUGGGAUUCGAGCUGGACCGAUUCAGGGGCACCGUGGACCCGGAUUUCAAAUGUAACCUGUGCAAUAAGGUCCUGGAGGACCCGCUGACGACUCCGUGCGGCCACGUCUUCUGCUCCGGCUGCGUGCUGCCCUGGGUCGUCCAGCAGAGCAGCUGCCCCGUCAAAUGCCAGCGGGUCUCCGCCAAAGAGCUGAACCACGUCCUGCCCCUGAAGAACCUCAUCCUGAAGCUGGACAUCAAAUGUGACAACCACGCGCGGGGCUGCGACGCCGUGGUGAAGCUGCAGCAUCUGGCCGAGCACGCCGAGGCGUGCGAGUACGCGCCGGUCAAAUGCAGGAAUGCCGGAUGCGACGAGACCCUCAGCCUCGGGGACGUGGACGCGCACAUGCGGGAGACGUGCGACUGCCGACCCGCGGGGGCGUGCGAGCGCGGCUGCGGCUUGACGCUCACCCACCGGGAGCAGCGCUCCGGCAGCCACUGCUGCGUGCGCGCCCUGAAGGCGCACAACGGCGCGCUGCACUGCAGACUCAUCGGCCUGGAUCGAGAGUUCAAGAAGCAGACCAUCAAAGCCAACAAGAGGGAGAGGUCGCUGCUGGCGCAGCUUUCCGCCGUGCACAGCGAGCUGCAGGUGACAGCUCUGAAAUACCAGAAGAAGUUCACCGAGUACAGCGAGAGGAUCGACUGCCUCACGCAGACGGUGGCUUUUUCCUGCAAGGAAGGCGAGACUAAAAGCGUGACGGUUGUCCUUCUCCGUGAGGGCGGAUCUCUGGGGUUUAACAUCGUAGGAGGAAGGCCAUGCGCGGACGACGGUGACAGCGUUUCGAACGAGGGGAUCUUUGUAUCCAAGGUCAUCGAUGACGGUCCGGCGGACAAGGAAGACGGUCUUCAGAUCCACGACCGAAUAAUAGAGGUCAAUGGCAAGGACCUCUCCAAGGCCACCCACGACCAGGCUGUGGAGGCCUUCCGCACCGCCAAGGAGCCCAUCGUGGUGCAGGUUCUGCGGCGAGCCCCGCACCUCAAAGCGCUCGGCCCGGCUGGUGACGCCCAGGUCUCGGACACUAGCACCCAGACCGACAUCACGCUCCAGCACAUCAUGGCCCUCACAAAACUCUCCCCCUCUUCACCGCCCAUGACGGAGCUGGAGGAGUAUCUGCUCCCAGAGGAGCAUCCGCCACAUGCAUACUUUGACUCCAAUGACUUCCUGGAGGUCAUGCAGCAGGACAUAGAGCGCGAGGAGCUGGAAUAUGAGGAAGUGGAUCUAUACCGGGCCAACAUCCAAGAGAAGCUCGGCCUGACCAUCUGCUACAGGACUGAUGACGAGGAUGAGGCUGGGAUCUACAUCAGUGAGAUUGACCCAAACAGCAUCGCUGCAAAGGAUGGCCGAAUCAGAGAGGGGGACAAAAUCAUUCAGAUCAAUGGUGUUGAGAUCCAGAACCGGGAGGAUGCUGUAGCGCUGCUGACCAGUGAGGGGAACCAGAAUAUCUCUCUGCUGGUGGCCAGACCGGAGAUCCAGCUGGACGAGGGCUGGAUGGAUGAUGACAGGAACGUCUUCCUGGAUGACCUCCACAUGGACAUGCUGGAGCAGCAGCAUCAUCAGGCCAUGCAGUUCACCGCCAGCAUGCUGCAGCAGAAGAAGCACGAGGAGGACGGGGGCACCACGGACACGGCCACGCUGCUGUCCAACCACCACGAGAAGGACAGCGGCGUCGGCCGCACGGACGAGAGCACGCGGAACGACGAGAGCUCGGAGCAGGAGAACCUCGGCGACGAUCACACCACCGCCUCCAACACGCUGGGCAGCUGCAGGAAGCUCGCCUACAGCCAGGACACCCUGGGCAGCGGCGACCUGCCCCUCUGCGGCGACUACGCCGACGCCGACUUCCUGGGCAUCCCGGCUGACGAGUGCGAGCGCUUCCGGGAGCUGCUGGAGCUCAAGUGCCAGAUGAGGAGCAGCGGGGCCCAGGGCCUUUACCACCAGGGCGGCGCCGGGGCGGGAGGUCAGGACCAAGAGGGCGUCGACAAAGAGCUGGAGAUGCUCAACGAGGAGCUGCGCACCAUCGAGCUGGAGUGCUUGAACAUCGUGCGCGCCCACAAGAUGCAGCAGCUGAGGGAGCAGUGCCGCGAGUCCUGGAUGCUCCACGACAGCGGCUUCCGCAACUACAACACCAGCAUCGACGCGCGGCGCCACGAGCUCUCGGACAUCACCGAGCUGCCCGAGAAAUCGGACAAGGACAGCUCCAGCGCGUACAACACCGGCGAGAGCUGCCGCAGCACGCCGCUCACCUUGGAGCUGUCCCCGGACAACUCGCUGCGCCGGGGAGCCGAGGAGCCGCGUCCGGCCGGAGCUUCGGGCUCCGCGGGCGGGGCCCUCAAGCCCCUCCUGCCCCCCGUCCAAGAGGCCGGCGUCCCCGGCCGCAGCAGGUGCUGCGCCAAGGACCCGGACGGAGCGGCGCCGGCCGAGAGCCAGGAGCGCAAGCCGGACGAGUCCGUCAAGUCGGGGCGCGGCUUCGCCCAGCCGCGCUCGCCGUACAAGCACGCCCACAUCCCCGCCCACGCGCAGCACUACCAGAGCUACAUGCAGCUCAUCCAGCAGAAGUCGGCCGUGGAGUACGCCCAGAGCCAGAUGAGCCUGGUCAGCAUGUGCCGGGACCCCGGCGGCCCGGAGCCCAAGAUGGAGUGGAAGGUGAAGAUCCGCAGCGACGGCACGCGCUACAUCACCAAGCGGCCCGUGCGGGACAAGCUGCUGAGGGAGCGCGCCCUGCGCAUCCACGCCGAGCGCAGCGGCGGCAUGACGACGGACGACGACGCCAUCAGCGAGCUGAAGAUGGGCCGCUACUGGAGCAAGGAGGAGAGGAAGCAGCACGCGGUGCGCUCCAAGGAGCAGAGGCAGCGCCGCGAGUUCAUGAAGCAGAGCCGGGCCGACUGCCUGAAGGAGCAGUCGGGCCCGGAGGACAGGAAGGAGCCCAGCAUCAUCGAACUCAGCCACAAGAAGAUGAUGAAGAAGAGGAGUAAGAAAAUAUUUGACAACUGGAUGACCAUCCAGGAACUGCUGACCCACGGCACCAAGUCACCAGACGGCACCAGGGUUUACAACGCCAUCCUGUCUGUGACCACGGUGUAAGUCCUGGUCUUCAGGUCAGCCAUAAGAGGACGGACCGGAGUGCAAUGGAGUGUACAUAGGACACUAACAGGGGGGGUGGGGGGGGG